UACAUUCUGCUCAGCGAUUGUCAGUCUUAGUUUAGCCCAGUGUGGUCGCAUUACACAUUCACGUACCCUCCCUUGAAAAAAAACACUUUCGAGUUCUAAUCAACACUACUACAUUUCUGUGAAAAUGUUCAAAUUGCUCAUCGUCUCUGCUCUGGCAACGGUUGCCCUGGCCCAAUCCAACCCGGAUGCCGAUGCCCAAAUCCUGGACCAGAACAACGUAGUCAACCCGGACGGAUCGUACGCAUGGAACUACGAAACGAGCAACGGAAUUCGCGCCCAGGAGGAAGGUGUCGGUGGCCAAUCGGCUCAGGGAAGCGCCUCGUGGACCGAUAAGGAUGGAACCCCUAUCUCUCUAACCUACGUUGCAGAUGUCAAUGGAUUCCAGCCCACCGGAUCCCAUCUGCCACGUCCAGACCCAGUCCCAGCCCAUGUGCUCAAGACCCUCGAAUUCAUCCGUUCCAACCCACCAAACGAUCCCGAGUUCAACAUCGAAGCACUGAACGCCGAAAUCGCCAGACUGCAGGCCCUGCAGUAAGAAGCAUCCUGAAGUGUCCUCUGGCUGGCACAAACAAAACUCAACCCACGGGUUUCUGAGGCCCGUGGCCGGAACUCGCUGUGACCUGCGCACAUACUCAGCUGUAACAAAGAAACAUUACCAUGCGGAUUAAUCGAAACAAACACAACCGGAAGGACGAAUUUGGAAACUUUGCAAUCUUUGUAAAUUUAUUGUAAAUAUUCUCAGUAUUUUCAACGUUUAAAUUUUGUUUAAACGAAAAGAAGCGUUUUUUUUUUUCUAAAUAAUGCUAGCAGAUUUGAGCAUUUUCAGUAUGCAUUUAAUGCUUGUGAGACGAAACAACAACGAUGUGCCUUUUUGUUUUCUAGUAAGUUUCUGUUUUGAGAUUAAACAAACGAGAAGAGAUGAUAACAUGGAAGGGCGUCAAACGCCAAAACGAUUUGAAAAGCAUCGGUUUUUUUUAACGAGUGAAGGAACAAUUUUAAACAUCUAGAAUUCAUCAAAAAGAGAUAAACCGAUCGCGCGAGAGAGAAAGUAAGAGUGAGAAAUUUUCUUCCAACUGUCAACUGGGAGAGGCGACGAUGAUGAUGAUUAUGAUCUGUUGAAGCUUGAACAACACUUUGCAAAAACCAAUACACCUAUGUAUACUUAAAUCGUAUAAGCAAAACCUGAAGAAAACAAAACAUUAAACGAUUCAGCAAAGAGAGAAGUAGUAAUUUUAAGCGUAAGACAAAAGAAACCAGAUAAGUGUACCAUCUCAAUCAGUGACAUAACUUGUUCAUACAAUAAAGGAUAUUAUUUUUAUACCGUA
Uranotaenia lowii is the source of this 1325-nucleotide messenger RNA. Its product is annotated as pupal cuticle protein Edg-78E-like. The record is from RefSeq and is a predicted model, not a curated record. Gene Ontology annotation, molecular function: structural constituent of chitin-based larval cuticle. The coding region runs from base 125 to 535 and encodes 136 amino acids. Gene Ontology annotation, cellular component: chitin-based extracellular matrix. The transcript has 2 exons. NCBI's taxonomy places the organism in Eukaryota, Metazoa, Arthropoda, Insecta, Diptera, Culicidae.